GGUGGAAAGUUCACGAGGCCUACGUCACUGCCACCUCCUAGCCAAUUAAAUUCCACCAGGCGGGGUAAAAGUUCCCGUUUGGUGCGUUUUCAUUUCAGCAGUUUCCCAUAUCCUCGAAUGAAGAGCACACCGACUUUCAACAUGACGAAGACAGAAGGGAUCAAAAGAAGGCUAAAGCCUGUCAUAGAGAAGAAAAGGAGAGAUCGGAUUAACCACAAUCUAGACGCAUUAAGAGAUCUGCUCUUCAAGAACACUGCAGACACUCGUUUACAAAAUCCGAAACUGGAAAAAGCAGAGAUUUUAGACCUUGCAGUUCAGUACAUCAAAAAGACUAUAAGAAAGACUGAAACAGCAAGGAAUUCCAAUCAAAUGGACUGUAAGUCAACCCAGAAUCAGUUUGUUAUAUCUCCUGCGGGUCCUCUCUACACUAGUGACUACUGCAGGAGGUUUAAAACAUCUGAGCAAAACGAGGUUCUCCUGAAUCUGGGAGUCAGUCAGAACCUAAGUGGUUCUUCCAAAACAGGGAAUAAACUAGUUUCCCAGAAAGGCUUCCUCUUAUCCCCACCAGGCCAGAACUACCACCAGGAGCUGCUCUUACACCCUGAAUCAUCUUUGUAUGGGUCAAGUUUAUUGCGUCAAUCGACUUCUCCCUCCAUCUCAUCAUCAUCACAAUACAGUUCUCCGCCAUCAUCUCCCACUUUUACCAGCACAUCCUGCUCUCCCUCAUCGUCUCCCCCUUGUCCUUCAACAUCUUGUGCUGCCUUUCCUGACCAACUGUCUCCUCUAAUAACUCCACUUUCACUUCAGAGGCCUGUUUUUGUUCCUCAAGCCAUUCUGCCCCACAUGACCAGAGAUUUGACUCCACCACAUUCGCCUGUCCUGGCUCUUAGACAGGAUCCCUUCCCUCUUCCAAACCAGCAUGCCUGGAGACCAUGGAGCUGAAAUCUGACCACUCUGUUGUUCCCCAUUUUAGGCACUGCUCCAAUGGAGAAAUGAUGGUGUUCUCUAAGAGGGACCUUAUGGACAUAUGUUGGGGCAUGUGCACAGUUUUGUCUAUUAUUAUUCAAUGACUUGUACUUUCAAUUUACUAUUUAUUGUUUUAUCCAGUGAUUGUCUUCACUGGUAUGUGUGUGAUUGCAGCAGUGGAAUAAAUGAGUUGAAUC
Molecule: messenger RNA, 1163 nt
Organism: Danio rerio (zebrafish)
Lineage: Eukaryota; Metazoa; Chordata; Actinopteri; Cypriniformes; Danionidae
Gene: her11
Product: hairy-related 11
Cellular component (GO): nucleus
Molecular function (GO): protein dimerization activity
Source: RefSeq, marked provisional